AUGUGCAAGAUGUUUGAUUCUGUACAAACACAAUUUGAUAUCAUUGGUUUGGAAAAUCUUGUCAUUGAGAAGAUAUAUGUUGGUGUCAAAUUUAUUGAACAAGUUUGGAAGGACGUUGAUGGUGUUUUGACUUGUGAUCCUAACAUCUACACAAAUGCGAAGCCUGUGCCGUAUUUGACAUUCGAAGAGGCAGCUAAACUUGCUUAUUUUGGUGAACAGAUUCGAAUCAGCAAAAAGAAUAAGAAAGAGAGCUACCAGGAAGAGUUAGAAGAGCAUAUUAUCUCACUUAUUGCAUCAUUAUUUGGUGGCAUUGUAAAAGGUUCAAGAAGGGAUAGAUUGUUGAGCAAAUUUGUGGAAAAUGAAUGUGAAAAAAUUGAUCGUCUGAUGGAACUUUACAUGAGUUCAGCUGCUGGGGUCUUUAAAAUAAUUCGCCCUGCGAUUGGAGAAGCAGUAAGAGAGAUGCCUUUAGCUGAGCUCAUGACUAAGUAUCGAAAGGUGUCCUCAAUCGAGAAAGCCAGCAAAGGUUGGCAAGAUGAGUAUGAGGUCUCUUCUAAGCAGUUCCACUUCUUGCCGGACCCACAAACCAUUUUUUUUAUUUGCUUACGAGUGGGCAACCGAGUGUCUCCCAUCGUGAAUCUUUACCUACUAGAGAAUCCACAUUAACCCAUUGGAAGGCCUCAAGGGCAUCCAUCCAU
This is a messenger RNA of Ananas comosus (pineapple), 695 nucleotides long. RefSeq lists its product as uncharacterized. Gene Ontology annotation, cellular component: spliceosomal complex. The coding region runs from base 1 to 663 and encodes 220 amino acids. The transcript has 7 exons. NCBI's taxonomy places the organism in Eukaryota, Viridiplantae, Streptophyta, Magnoliopsida, Poales, Bromeliaceae. The record is from RefSeq and is a predicted model, not a curated record.